AAGGAUGACUUUCGUGCAAGUGGGCCCGUCCCUCCCCGCAACGCAGUCGAAUGUUGAUUCAUUGGACUAACGGAGCGGCGUCUGUCUCUACUCACGUCACGCUGUGGUUACCACUGGAACCUUAUAAACCUGCGAUGGAGCCAGAAAGUUCAUAUUGAGGAACCGUGCGGAGACGCGAAAAGUGACAGCAAGACCACAAUCAGACAAAGAUGCCUAUUUCAGCUGGUGGUGUGACCUAUUCCUGGAAUGAUUUCACGGAUAAUAAGAACAAUGAUGACUUCACCACACUAGAAACUUUAGAAGAUGACAUGUGUGACAUGAGUCCUGUAAGGGAGUUUAGAAGCCAAUUUGAGCCCCCUCUCUACUGGCUGAUUGUAAUGCUGGGGGCCAUAGGCAACCUGCUAGUGGUAUGGAUCUACCUUUACUUUCACAACCGUUUGAAGACCAUGACGGACAUCUACCUGCUCAACCUUGCCAUCGCUGACCUGCUGUUCCUGGGAACUCUACCAUUUUGGGCCACAGACGCCGUCCACGGAUGGACCUAUGGCACUCCUGCUUGCAAGCUGGUGUCUGCCAUCUACAAGAUCAACUUCUUCAGCAGCAUGCUGCUGCUGACCUGCAUCAGCGUGGACCGCUAUGGGGCCAUUGUUAAGGCCACUAAGUUCAAGAACUCCAAAAGAGAAAGACUUUUGCAAAGCAAGCUGGUGUGCAUGGGGGUCUGGCUGCUAGCUGCUGCCUUGUCUCUCCCAGAGUUCAUCUUUGCCAAAGCUAAGGAGAGCCAUGAAGGUAACACCUACUGUGUCAUGGUCUUCUGGUUCAACCAGGACAACCACAUCAAAAUCCUGGUCUUGUCCAUUCAGAUCUGCAUGGGUUUCUGCCUACCCCUCCUUGUCAUGAUAUUCUGCUACACUGUCAUCAUCCACACUUUGCUGCAGUCCAAGAAUUUCGCGAAGCACAAGGCCCUUCGGGUAAUCCUGGCAGUGGUGGCAGUAUUUGUUCUCUCCCAGAUGCCAUUCAACAGUGUCCUAGUGUUUGAGGUGACGCAGGCAGCCAACACCACAAUUACAGACUGCGAUGAAGUGAAGCGUUUUAGCAUCAUUGGUCAGGUGCUAAAGAGCCUGGCCUAUAGUCACAGUUGCCUCAAUCCAAUCCUCUAUGUCUUCAUUGGGGUACGCUUUCGUGAUGAUCUGUUCAAGGCGCUCCAAAGCUGUGGUUGUUGCAGAUGGUAUGGUCAACACACUAUAACGAAACGCAGUAGUACAUCAGAAACAGAGACAACGCCUGCACUGUCAUUGUAGCGAACCUCUGAGAUUAGCUGAAAUGUCAAGUUUUCAACAAAGCCUCCGAAACUAGCUGAAAUGCCCGCUGUUUAACAAAGUCUCUGAGAGGCGCGUCAGAAGCAUCUGGAAUGUGUUGGGGGGGGGGGGGUCGGACACUGGCAUAAAACUAAUAUUUUGUGUCAAAUGUGGGGGGGUCCAAAGGAAUAAUUAUGAAAUGUGAGGGGAAUAAUUAUGAAAUGUGUCCCCCUCAGAUUUAAUGGCGGCGACGCCCAUGCUCUGAGACCAGCUGAAAUAUCUACUUUUUGACAAAAGAAUGUGUAAAAUAUUUUGUACAUAAGUAAUGUAUAUAGUUUGUAAAUAUAUUUGGUAGAAACUAUUAACUAUGCCGCCCCACUGUCCUACAAAGAAAAAAACAGCAUGUUUCUCCUUGAUUAUUGUGUGGAUAUUGUACUUACUCUAAUUUUCAAACUCAAUUUCCUUCAAAAACAUGCAUAGCUAAACUGAGGUAAUUUGUCAUCAGACAAAAGAGUCUAACAGACUUGAUUUUAGUCACAAUUUCAUUUUGAUAAAAUAUUACCCGGAAACGGAAUUGCAAUACAAGUUUUUUUUUGCCUUUCCACGACAGCCUUGAUGAUGGCAGCAGAGAUAGGACAGUUCUUCUGGAAUUGUAAUGAAUUUAAAGCAUUAACUCAGUGUUCCACAAAGUGUUUAAUAUGGUUUUCAUGGUUUUCUUUGUGUGGUGAUUGUAGGAUCUUGCAGCAGUCAGAUUUUGCUGAAUGAGCUUAUAUUUGUUUGUACUUCGAUGCUUUUUCCAGGUGAUGCAGACUAUACAGUACUGACUGUCCAUAUUUUCACGUGUUCCUCACACCCAUACUUAAAUGGAAUGUUUGAGAAUGAGAAUAAACCAUUUGUGAAUGAGAAAA
Molecule: messenger RNA, 2203 nt
Organism: Paramormyrops kingsleyae
Lineage: Eukaryota; Metazoa; Chordata; Actinopteri; Osteoglossiformes; Mormyridae
Gene: ccr9a
Product: chemokine (C-C motif) receptor 9a
Biological process (GO): immune response; positive regulation of cytosolic calcium ion concentration; cell chemotaxis
Cellular component (GO): external side of plasma membrane; membrane
Molecular function (GO): C-C chemokine receptor activity; C-C chemokine binding
Source: RefSeq, a predicted model, not a curated record